Rhopalosiphum maidis (corn leaf aphid) is the source of this 2275-nucleotide messenger RNA. It is a transcript of the gene Coq8, whose product is annotated as atypical kinase COQ8B, mitochondrial. Gene Ontology annotation, cellular component: extrinsic component of mitochondrial inner membrane. Gene Ontology annotation, molecular function: kinase activity. Bases 266 to 2197 code for a protein of 643 amino acids. NCBI's taxonomy places the organism in Eukaryota, Metazoa, Arthropoda, Insecta, Hemiptera, Aphididae. The transcript is spliced from 9 exons. The record is from RefSeq and is a predicted model, not a curated record. Gene Ontology annotation, biological process: ubiquinone biosynthetic process.
CGACAUAAUAUUCUGUCAACAUCUUGAGUAAUAUUUAUCUAUAGGUAUAUUUUGUAAUUAUAGUUAUGGUAUUCACUUUUACCUUAGCAAUUUAAUUUCUUUCUUUGUAAGCUAAGGAACUAUUUAUUUUAUUUAAUGAUACAUAACUGUGAAUCAUAAGUAAAGCAAAUCCUACUAACUAUAAUAUUAAUUAAUACUCAUUAUUGAUGUGUAUAUAUAUUAAAAACAAAUAGAAUUGCACAGUAGUCACAAAUCUUUAUUAACGAUGUCGGCUUCAAGAGGUACAGAUGCAACAAGGGUGUUCAGAGGUGCGCAAAUGGUGUUGGAGGAAAUAUUUAAGGCCAACGAACUUGUAUGCAAAAGGAAUAUGAAAAACUGUAGCAUUACAACUGCAUUUAAAGAUACUACAGUUCAAUUUGCCGACAGGCUUGGAGCAGCUAAAUUAAAACCAGAAAACAUCGCAAAAGAAGUUUCUGAAAGAUCAGCUAUGGUAUUUGAAGGUCUGCGAAAUGUCAUCAUUAUGACACUCCAGCAAAAUAAUCAGUCUGAAGAAACUAUACAACCUAAUCUAGUAGAUAUUGCACCUCUUGAUCAAAUUCCUAAUGAAGGUCAAGCAUUAAGCGGACCAUUUAAGGUUCCGAGUGAUGUAUUGAAAAAACAUUGUUUCUAUGGAUCUUGCACUAGAGAUUUGAUUAUUGAUCCACUUGAAUCUAAUAUUAUUGGACAAAAAUUGUUUUAUAGUAGUAAUGGAAACGAAUCAAAACAAAGUGCAACUGAUAAAAGUAAAAAUGAAAUUAAAGAAAAACGUAAACCAACUGUUAGCAAAAACACAAAACCAAAACAACAGUUAAGUGGUUCUGCAAAACAGAGAACUGUACCAUCUUCACAUAUUGGUCGAAUGUUGUCAUUUGGUGGACUUGCAGCUGGAAUAGGUAUUGGAGCUGUUACAGAAGUGACAAAACGUACACUAGGAAUGAGCAAAUCCACCUUAAAAGAGGAUGGUGGUUACAUGGAAAGUGCAUUUAUAUCUCCAGAAAAUGCUGAACGUAUUGCUAAUACAUUAUGCGAAGUUCGAGGUGCUGCUUUAAAAAUUGGUCAAAUUCUUAGCAUUCAAGAUAACAAUUUAUUAAGUCCACAGUUGCAGAAAGCAUUUGAAAGAGUGCGCCAAUCAGCAGAUUUUAUGCCAACUUGGCAAUUAGAAAAAGUAUUAGCUAAAGAAUUGGGUACUAAUUGGAAAGAACGUUUCAACACUUUUAACUUGAAGCCUUUUGCAGCUGCAUCUAUUGGUCAAGUACAUGAAGCUACCAUUAAAGAUGGAACUAGAGUUGCAGUCAAAGUUCAAUAUCCUGGUGUUGCUGAUAGUAUAAAGAGUGAUAUUGAUAAUUUGGUCGGUGUUAUGAAAGUGUGGAAUAUGUUUCCAGAAGGCAUGUUUAUAGAUAAUAUUGUUAAAGUGGCUAACAAAGAACUGUCUAAUGAAGUAGAUUACAUUAGAGAGGCAGAAUGUACAAGAAAAUUCAGAGAGUUAUUGGAACCUUAUAAUGAUUAUUAUGUACCAAAAGUCAUCGAUGAAGUUAGUACCAAACGGAUAUUUACAUCGGAAUUAAUUGAGGGAAUUCCAUUGGACAAAUGUGAUUACAUGGAUCAGGAAACCCGUAACAAUUUGUGUUUUUUAGUAUUACAACUGUGCCUUAAAGAGCUUUUUGAAUUUGCAUACAUGCAAACUGAUCCAAAUUGGGCCAAUUUUUUUUAUAAUGAAAGGACUAAACAGUUGAUUUUAUUGGAUUUCGGAGCAACUCGUUCUUUUGAUCAAAAGUUUUUAAGUGAUUAUUUAAGAAUCAUCAAGGCAGCAGCAGACAACAAUCGUGAACUAGUUCUGAAUUUUUCCAAAGAAAUGGGAUUUUUAACAGGAUAUGAAUCAAAGGCAAUGGAGGAAGCUCAUGUUGAUAUGGUAAUGAUUAUGGGAGAAGUGUUUCAGUAUGAUGGAGAGUAUGAUUUUGGCUCUCAGAAUUCUACUAAACGUAUCCAGUCACUAUUACCAAUAAUUCUACAUCAACGAUUAGCACCUCCACCUGAAGAAAUUUAUAGCAUUCACAGGAAAUUAUCUGGUAUAUUUUUACUUUGUUCCAAAUUAAAAGCCAAGUUUAUGUGCAGAAAAUUAUUCUUUGAUACUUACGAACAGUUCAAACACAAAUAUUAAUAAUUUCAAUGGUAGUAAUUUAUAUAUAUAACAUUUUUAGAUGUUAUUCAUUUACAAAUAAAAUGUGCAAUUGAGGAA